AUGGAGCCAAUGAUGUACGACGGAGGUGUGGUGCUGGUGCGUAUUAUGCCAGGCGAUGGAAAUUGUUUAUUUGCGGCGCUGGCAAACCAGUUAUUCCAUAGCGAUUUCACAGUGAAUGAAUCCAAUCAUGUCACUCAAGGUGUGUAUUAUCUACCGCAUCAGGCAAUUCUGCGUUCAUCGAGCACCACAACCAAAAUUCGAGUCGUUUUUGACGCAUCCGCCAAGGCAUCCCGUGCUGAAAAAUCAUUGAACGAUGUGUUAAAAGUUGGAGCAACAUUACAGAGCGACAUUUUCAGUGUUCUAUUACGAUUUCGGAAACACCAGGUCGUAUUCACUGCUGACAUUACCAAGAUGUAUCGGCAGAUACGCAUUGCACCAGAACAUGCAUGCUUCCAACGAAUUUUCUGGCGGUCAAACUCGGAUGACCCUCUCCGUGUCUUGGAACUCACAACAGGGACCCACGGUACAGCAGCAGCCCCAUACUUGGCAACUAGAUGUCUGAUGCAGCUCUGUGACGAUGAAGGCAGUUCGUUCUCGAUCGCAGCACGAAUCAUCCGCUUGGAUUCUUACGUCGAUGACGUCAUUUCUGGUGCAGAUACUGUAGAAAAAGCCAUUGAAUGCCAAACGGAAAUUCAACAACUGAUGGAACGAGGUGGAUUUCCUGUCCACAAAUGGAGGUCUAAUGCCGCAGAAGUACUGGAACGAAUUCCAGAAGCCGACCGUGAGCACCUAGUGCAUCUUGACAACAUCUCCACGGAUGUAAUGAAGACAUUGGGUUUGAUGUUGAGCCCUCAAGAGGACGAGUUUGUGAUCAGCGUCAACAGACGGGAGCGAGAAACCAGCCCACCUACAAAACGAUCAGUAUUGUCCGAGAUAGGUAGAAUAUUCGACCCGCUGGAUUUCAUAUCACCAGACAUCAUCAUUGCUAAAAGAAUUAUGCAGAAGCUUUGGAAGGCCGGCCUCCCAUGGGACGCCCCGUUGGAACAAGAACUUCUAAGCUCCUGGCUACAAUUUCGUGAAGCUUUACUCCUGGUAAGCAGAAUCAAGAUACCUAGAUGUACCAUAUCCUAUGGUGCUAUUACUGUCGAAAUUCAUGGCUUCUCCGAUGCAUCUGCGAUUGCAUACGGGGCUGUCAUUUACACUCGCUGUAUCCUGCCAGAUGGUACGACAAAUAUGAAUAUGCUGUGCAGUAAGUCCAAAGUGUGUCCACUAGCAGAAAUGACUAUUCCAAGAAAGGAGUUACUUGGUGCCCGACUCCUGUCCCGUCUACUGACCAAAGUGCUGGAUUCCUUCCAGCUGGAGAUAUCAAAUGUUGUUCUGUGGUGUGAUAGUCAGGUGGUGCUAGCCUGGUUACGAAAGCCGUUGCCAUCGCUUGAAGUGUUUGUGCGUAACCGCGUGGCAGAAAUUUUAAGGAACACAGCUAACUACACAUGGAAUUACAUUCGAUCAAAACAAAAUCCAGCCGAUUUAAUAUCCAGAGGCCAACUUCCUCUCGCCCUAAGCACUAACGAGCUUUGGUGGAAUGGGCCAGGCUUUUUGAGCACCAUCGAGUAUAAGUUGGAGAUUCCAGAUGACAUCCCAGAUGAAGCACUUCCAGAACUAAAACGGGUAAAUAUGAUCGCCGCUCUAGCCGUUAACGAAAACAAGUUGGAAGUGUUUUCCAGAUUCAGCUCGUUCAGAAAACUCCAGCGGGUAAUCGCGUUAGUCCAGCGAUUUAUACAUAACUGUCGACUAAAAUCUCCCAGCGAACGAAUCCUACGACAUCAUCCUACAAUAAAAGAACUGCGAUCAGCGUUGCAACUAAUUGUAAAGGUCAUUCAGCAUGAGGCUAUGGACGACGAAAUUCAACGAGUGAUUUCUAAUGAACCAUGCAAAAGAAUCGCCCCGCUUAACCCGAUCUACAAAAAUGGAGUGUUACGUGUUGGAGGACGACUACAACAUUCUCGGUUACCUUUCGAUACUAAGCAUCCAUUAUUGCUUCCGCAAUAUCCAAUCACCGAUCAAAUCAUCCGUACAUACCACGAAGAACAUCAUCACAUCGGUCCAACUAUGUUAUUAGCCACGUUACGAUCGCGUUUCUGGUUACUGAAAGGAAGGUCGUCCGUAAGAAAGAUCACCAGGAGCUGCGUUACUUACUUUCGUUCGAAACCCAAAAACUCCAGCCAAUUGAUGGGCAAUCUGCCGACCUGCCGAGUGACACCCGCUGAACCGUUCCAGAAAACAGCUAUUGACUACGCCGGACCAGUGUUUGUGAAGGAAUUCAAGUCGUCAAGCCACCACACCAUCGAGGAAAUUGCAUCAUUUUGUCAACCAAAGGAGAUCGUCUGGAAAUUUAUCCCACCGGAAGCUCCAAACUUUGGCGGCCUCUGGGAGAGCGCCGUGAAAACUGCAAAGUACCACUUGAAGAGGACUCUGAAAACCGCCAAACUGACUUUUGAAGAAUAUGCCACCGUACUUAGUCAAGUGGAGGCUGUGAUGAAUUCUCGACCUCUCUGUGCAACAUCUGAUCCAGAAGCUGAAAUUUUGACUCCAGGCCAUUUUUUAAUUGGUCGUCCCCUGAUAGCUACACCGGAACCCAGUUACAGCGAUCUGCCAACAAAUCGUCUAUCAAGAUGGCAGUAUCUCCAAUACCUCCGUCAGCAGUUUUGGAUACAAUGGAGCCUGGAUUACCUGCUGAAUCUUCAACCAAGAGGGAAAAAUCGCCAAAUACAACCAAACUUUCAACCCGGUAUGAUCGUGUUACUGGAGCAGAAGGAUGCCCCACCGCAAUGUUGGAAGAUGGGAAAAGUUUUACAUGUCUACCCAGGAACCGAUAAUUUGGUCAGAGCGGUGGAUAUACAGUCCACUGCCUUGGUGCCACCGAGUGCGCCAACAGAAUGGCAGAACCAGAAUACGAUCAAUGCAUUUCAAAUAAGCACACGAUCAAUCUUUCCAUCAUUGGAAGUCGUAGGCAGUACCAAAGAGUGGGAUCGCUUUAUACUAGCGAGCUGCAAUGUUAGAGGAUGUUCCGAUCGAGAAAAACAAGAAACGCUAGAUGAUUUCUUUGCGAAAGCGGAAUACACGAUUGUGGUGUUGCAGGAGACGAGGCUAGCAAACUGCACGGUGGACACGGCAAACUAUCAUUGGUUCAAUGUAAACGAAUUUGAAGAACGGGAUCGUAUGGGCGGAGGAACAGCAAUAUUGAUUCGCAAGGCCAUAUUCAAGGGAGAUUGCUUCAAGAGGAUAAGUGCCAAUGCCUGCGCAUAUAAAUGCGAUGUCUUCUUAAAACCAUUUUUAAUCAUAUCGGGUUAUAUCCGUAGCACAGAAGUAGGAACGAACGGAGAAUUCGACGCACUGGACCACUUCAUAAUCAAGUUACCAGACAACAUAAGGGAGAGAGUAAUGAUUUUGGGCGACCUUAAUGCACGAUUGGGUCGUAAUGAUCUAGUGGAGAAUGAUCGGCAGUGGAUCGGUAAAAACUUACACCACGAUAUGUCCAAUGACAACGGCAUUAAGCUGAAGAAUCUGCUCCACGGGCUAAAGUAA
Topomyia yanbarensis is the source of this 3525-nucleotide messenger RNA. RefSeq lists its product as uncharacterized. NCBI's taxonomy places the organism in Eukaryota, Metazoa, Arthropoda, Insecta, Diptera, Culicidae. The record is from RefSeq and is a predicted model, not a curated record. The transcript has 3 exons. Bases 1 to 3525 code for a protein of 1174 amino acids. Gene Ontology annotation, molecular function: nucleic acid binding; catalytic activity.